AUGUUCGCUAAUUCAGUCGAGGACUGUGGCCUCCGUAAACUAGUGCCCCGGCUCGUCCAAGCCUCCGAGGAGAAGUUAGGCUCAGAGGUGGUCAGCGGGUACUUCAAACUAUUCGUGGCUCUCCUCUCCGUUCUCCUUUUCCUCUUCUGGGUUAUCCAUCUGCGGAAAGAUAAUGAUGAGGUCUACGACGAGAUUGACUCAAACCUGGUCAACAGGUUCACAGAGGGAGUCACCCUCAACUACAAAUACCUCCAGCACUUGGAGGGGCUGCUGGACAUGAAGAAGCUACAGAUAGACAGACUGAACGCUGAAGCGAACUUUGACCUCUCCUCCUGCUGCUGCUAUGGUUCUGACUCCUGCUCUGGGAGGUCCUCCUGCAGCUACACCUCUGACUCCUGCUCUGGGAGGUCCUCCUGCAGCUACACCUCUGACUCCUGCUCUGGGAGGUCCUCCUGCAGCUACACCUCUGACUCCUGCUCUGGGAGGUCCUCCUGCAGAAACACCUCUAGAACUAAAACACAUUCUAGAUCACAUUGUAGAUCUUCCGGAUCGUCUAGAUCCUCCUCCAGAUCUAGUGGUGGUGACUGCAGCACCUGCCGACACUGUAACAAACGGCCGGACAGGUUCCUGGGCGGUAGUCUGGAUAGACCCUACCCAUUGGAUAGCCUGGAUUGCCCUCACCCAUUGGAUAGCCCCAGCCCAGUGGAAAGCCCCAGACAACCAUGUAGUCUUAGCCCACUACCAGGAGAUGAUGAGGGGCACGUCAGAUACCAUGGCAACACGCAAGCAUCCAACACCUCCUGCCACGCCUCCUGCCGUUCUACUUGCCGCUCCUCCGAAAAUGCCUCCCGCUGCUCCUCUCCCAGCCCCUCGAGCUCCUCUAAGUAUCUGACUCCUCCUGAUUCACGCCUGCCUCUGGAGUAUCAUCAAAGCCCUCGGCAGCCUACUAUCGUUUACUACGACACCACCAAGAUGGACGACAAAGGGGACUAUGUUCCUGUGGUUGCUACUACUGUUAAGUCUUCACCUGGCUGCAAAGACCUCUCCAACCCCUCUGAUUGCUCCAAGACUCAGAAUGCCGACCGUGUAGACCAUUCCAAGACUCCGAUGACAGUGAGACGGAUUAUUUCAGUGAGACAACUGUUUGAGAUCGUUCCAGGGAAAAGUGACCCGCCUGUGCUGCACAGCUGGCACCAACGAACCCUGGAAGUCAAUGUGCAACAGAAGGUAGCCCAUAAUGAGAGACUGAAGGAAGGAGGGACCACCACCACCUGUAACCCCACCUCUACCUCCGCCCACCUCGAUACCACCCAGUCCACCUCUACCUCCACCUACCUCGAUACCAUCCAGUCCACCUCUACCUCCACCCACCUCGAUACCACCCAGUCCACCUCAACCACCUGUAACCCCACCUCUACCUCCGCCCACCUCGAUACCACCCAGUCCACCUCUACCUCCACCCACCUCGAUACCACCCAGUCCACCUCAACCACCUGUAACCCCACCUCUACCUCCACCCACCUCGAUACCACCCAGCCCACCUCUACCUCCACCCACCUCGAUACCACCCAGCCCACCUCAACCUCCACCCACCUCGAUACCACCCAGUCCACCUCAACCACCACCCACCUCGAUACCACCCAGUCCACCUCUACCUCCACCCACCUCGAUGCCACCCAGCCCACCUCUACCUCCACCCACCUCGAUACCACCCAGUCCACCUCUACCUCCACCCACCUCGAUACCACCCAGUCCACCUCUACCUCCACCCACCUCGAUACCACCCAGUCCACCUCAACCACCUGUAACCCCACCUCUACCUCCACCCACCUCGAUACCACCCAGCCCACCUCAACCUCCACCCACCUCGAUACCACCCAGUCCACCUCUACCUUCACCCACCUCGAUACCACCCAGUCCACCUCUACCUCCACCCACCUCGAUACCACCCAGUCCACCUCUACCUCCACCCACCUCGAUACCACCCAGCCCACCUCUACCUCCACCCACCUCGAUACCACCCAGUCCACCUCUACCUUCACCCACCUCGAUACCACCCAGUCCACCUCUACCUCCGCCCACCUCGAUACCACCCAGCCCACCUCUACCUCAACCCACCUUGAUACCACCCAGUCCACCUCAACCACCUGUAACCCCACCUCUACCUCCACCCACCUUGAUACCACCCAGCCCACCUCCACCCACCUCGAUACCACCCAGUCCACCUCAACCACCACCUGUAACCCGACCUCUACCUCCACCUCAUCUCAAGCUAAAACAAAAAGGAUCGCCAGGAAAACCACCAGCCUUCCAGCCUUCCCCCUACAGUGUGUCAACAACCCUCCUAGUCUCCAUUGCAGUGGGUCGGAGGGUAAAGGUCAGGACAAGCCGUCCAUCCGGAUGUACCUGCAGGGUGAGGUCCAGAUCACCUUCAUCACCCAGGAUAUCCAGGAGAAGCUGGAGUCCCACGUCCGCCGCAAGCAGAGCCAGCGCCUCUGGGGAUUCCCCAAGCUGGUCACCAGGUACGUGGGAGACCACCUUGCCGAACUGGCUGCCCAUGCCCCCUCCGCUUCCGGCGACGGCAAGACGGUUAAGAUCCCUGGCAAGAUCAUGGGCAACGUGAGCGACCAUGUUGGCCGAGGGCAGCGAAACACGGAGUUGUGUUUCAGGCUGAGUGACAGGACAAGGCCAGGGGAGGAGAGAGAGGAGACCCAGGCUACUAGUCCUGCAGCUACAGCCAAACUCAAUGACAAUUUAAACAGCUCACCUGCCAACAGCUCACCUGCCAACAGCUCACCUGCCAACAGCUCACCUACCAAAAGCAGGCCUGUGGAGAAGACUCCCUUCACCAGCACCAGCUGCACCAUUACUCCCCAGCCAGCCGAGAACCACACUACCAGACCCACCCAGACCAGCCAAUCUCUGGACGAGUCCUCCCUCCAGAUGUCCCCAAACCCAGUGACCCUGACCCAGGAGAGACGCCAGCUGGAGAUGCAUGUGAAGAGGAACUGUCUGGAAGUCAAGCUCAAACCCCUCCCUGGCACGGUGGCCACCAGCCAGACAACCCUUUCCUCUGCAACCAGGCAGUCAACUAGGCAGCCCAUCCAGGCAGCAGCGCUCGCCCCUCUGAAACGCCCUGCGCAACUAAGGCGGAGGGAUACGUCGGCAGCGGAGGGAUACGUGUCUUCUAUGGAGCCAGAGGCGCUGAGGCGUCAGGAGGAGAAUCCGGUGAUGAAGCCCACAUCUUCAGCCACCCCCUCGACCUCCCCAGCAGCUCGUCCUCACAGCUCAGCUCUGGAGACUUGGACCGGCAUAGACGCCGUCUCAGGACCCCGCUCUGCCUCCAACCCCAUACGACUGUUGUGUUAUGACACUGACACUGAAAGGCUUUUUGUGUUUACAACAGAUCUACAUUGACUAUUUGUCUCGGUACAAGACGAU
Molecule: messenger RNA, 3441 nt
Organism: Salmo salar (Atlantic salmon)
Lineage: Eukaryota; Metazoa; Chordata; Actinopteri; Salmoniformes; Salmonidae
Source: RefSeq, a predicted model, not a curated record